Molecule: messenger RNA, 1674 nt
Organism: Saccharomyces paradoxus
Lineage: Eukaryota; Fungi; Ascomycota; Saccharomycetes; Saccharomycetales; Saccharomycetaceae
Gene: RSC8
Product: Rsc8p
Exons: 1
Coding region: 1-1674 (557 amino acids)
Biological process (GO): positive regulation of DNA-templated transcription
Cellular component (GO): SWI/SNF complex
Molecular function (GO): histone binding; zinc ion binding; DNA binding
Source: RefSeq, a predicted model, not a curated record
AUGAGCGACACAGAGAAGGAUAAGGAUGUCUCCAUGGUAGACUCGCACGAAACGACCGAGGAGCCACCCAGUACAACCACCAACACGCCAUCUUUCCCUCACCUAGCACAGGAGCAGGCGAAGGAGGAAUCUGCUACAUUGGGAGCAGAAGUAGCUCAUAAGAAGAUCAACUACGAGCAAGAAGCACAGAAACUGGAGGAAAAGGCCCUUAGGUUCCUGGCCAAACAAACUCACCCGGUAAUUAUUCCAUCGUUUGCCUCUUGGUUUGAUAUUUCGAAGAUCCACGAGAUUGAAAAAAGAUCGAAUCCAGACUUUUUCAACGACUCAUCAAGAUUCAAGACACCGAAGGCAUAUAAGGACACAAGAAAUUUCAUUAUCAACACGUACCGUCUUUCGCCGUACGAAUAUUUGACUAUUACCGCUGUGAGAAGGAAUGUGGCCAUGGAUGUUGCCUCGAUAGUGAAGAUUCACGCGUUUUUGGAAAAAUGGGGGUUGAUCAAUUACCAGAUUGACCCCAGAACCAAGCCCAGUCUUAUCGGGCCAAGUUUCACGGGUCAUUUCCAAAUAGUUCUGGACACCCCACAAGGGUUAAAGCCAUUUUUACCAGAGAAUGUGAUCAAACAGGAAGCGGAAGGGGAAGAUGGAGCGGAACCAAAGGUCAAGAAGGAGUUCCCCGUUAAUCUUUCAAUUAAGAAGAACGUUUACGAUUCUGCACAAGACUUCAAUGCAUUACAAGAUGAAAGCAGAAACUCGAGACAGAUUCAUAAAGUUUAUAUUUGCCAUACAUGUGGCAACGAGUCAAUCAAUGUGCGCUAUCACAAUUUGCGUGCACGGGACACCAACCUAUGCUCCCGUUGUUUCCAAGAGGGUCAUUUCGGCGCCAAUUUCCAGUCAUCAGAUUUCAUUAGGUUGGAAAACAACGGAAACGUAAUUAAAAAAAACUGGUCAGACCAGGAGAUGCUUUUAUUGUUGGAGGGUAUUGAAAUGUAUGAAGACCAGUGGGAAAAAAUUGCUGACCAUGUGGGUGGCCAUAAGCGUGUGGAAGACUGCAUUGAAAGGUUCCUAAGUUUACCGAUCGAAGACAACUACAUUCGUGAAGUUGUUGGUUCGAAACCCAACGGUAAGGGCGGCGACAGCCGCGAUGGCGGCGUGUCUGGUUCGAAGUUGAUGGAAUGUGUGAAUGACGCUGUUCAGACGUUAUUGCAAGGCGAUGACAAAUUGAGUAAGGUCUCUGAUAAGUCGAGGGAGAUCUCCGAAAAGUACAUUGAAGAGAGCCAGGCGAUAAUCCAAGAGUUGGUCAAGUUGACCAUGGAGAAAUUAGAGACCAAAUUUACAAAGCUGUGUGAUCUAGAAACGCAGCUGGAGAUGGAAAAGCUGAAAUAUGUGAAGGAAUCUGAAAAGAUGCUAAACGACCGAUUAUCGCUGAGUAAGCAGAUUCUUGACCUGAACAGGUCGUUGGAGGAGUUGAAUGUGUCGAAGAAACUGGUACUGAUUUCGGAGCAAGUAGACUCGGGCAUACAACUAGUUGAGAAGGACCAAGAGGGCGGUAACGAAGACGGCAAUACGGCCACAGGACAUGGCGUGAAGCGUGUAGGCAAGGAAGGCGAGGAGGUGGCCGAGGGCGACUCUAUUGCACAAUUGCAGCCUCAGGUGUACAAACCGUGGUCAUUGUAA